Amblyraja radiata (thorny skate) is the source of this 636-nucleotide messenger RNA. Its product is annotated as zinc finger protein 132-like. Gene Ontology annotation, biological process: regulation of transcription by RNA polymerase II; embryo development. The transcript has 4 exons. The coding region runs from base 1 to 636 and encodes 211 amino acids. The record is from RefSeq and is a predicted model, not a curated record. Lineage: Eukaryota; Metazoa; Chordata; Chondrichthyes; Rajiformes; Rajidae. Gene Ontology annotation, molecular function: RNA polymerase II transcription regulatory region sequence-specific DNA binding; DNA-binding transcription factor activity, RNA polymerase II-specific. Gene Ontology annotation, cellular component: nucleus.
AUGGCGGGGCAUAACAAGGAGAAGCGUUAUAAGUGCGACGUGUGCGGCAAGGCCUGGCAGAGCCUGAGCAAGCUGGAGAUCCACUGGCGGGUGCACACGGGAGAACGCCCCUUCGACUGUUCGGAGUGCGGCAAGAAAUUCUCCCUCUACGCCCACCUGCUGCGGCACUACCAAGUGCACUCCGGCAAGAAGCCCUUUACCUGCUCCGACUGCGGCAAGGGCUUCACAACGACGAAUGAACUGAAGAUCCACCGCAAGAGCUUCAAGAGGUUGAAUGAGCUGAAGAUCCACCGGCAGGUUCACACGGGCGAGAAGCCCUAUGGCUGCCCCGACUGCGACAAGAGCUUUGCUCAGUCGUCGGGGCUACGGCAGCACCGGCCCUUUGGCUGCUCCAACUGUGGCAAGAGCUUCAAGAGGGCGCAUCAGCUGAAGAUCCACCGGCGAGUGCACACGGGCGAGAAACCCUAUGUCUGCUCCAGCUGCGGCAAGAGCUUUGCCCGGUUGUCGGGGCUGCAGGUGCACUGGCGCCUGCACACCGGGGAGCAGCCCUACACCUGCAGCAAAUGCAGCAAGUGUUUCACCUACUACACCAGCCUGCUGCACCACCAGCGCACCCACACCGGGGAGCACCCCUAA